AGUGAUAUUGAAUAUACUGAAGUGAGAUGUCUUGUUAUCUCGGGUCUUUGCUCCGUCAACGUCAAAACGCAAAGCAUCUUGGGUAAAAAUUCCUUCAACGAAAAUAUCGAGCGCUACUCUCGAAAUUUACUUAUUGAGUCGGAGACGGUGAUAUAAGAACAAAAUGGCAAUGCAAAAUCUGCAUCUUGCGGGAGAGGAUGACGAUGAGAUGUACUCUGGCUACAAUGAAUACAAUCCAUUUUUUGACACAGAGAAUCUUGAGCAAGAUGAAACCUUUCAGAAGACAGUACAGAAAACAAGUCAUGGAAGAAGACCACCUAUGACAGCUGCUAGGCAACCCCAGAUUGGUGCACAAAGAGGCAUGAUGGGAACAGCUGCUGGGAGUCGUCUUAAAACGGGUCUUACAUCGUCAAUGGGAGCUAGACCUAUUACAGGGAUGGCACCUCAGGAUGGCAAUGUUGCUCGACCAAUGACCGCUGUCAAAGCUGCGGGAUACUCAUCAACUGGCAGAGGGCAAGCAUUUGACCCAUUGGGUCAAUCAUCGAAAGGACCACCGCCCCCAUUAGAGACCAAGAAUGAAGACUCUGCUGAAGAGAAAGUAAAACAGCUUGAGAAGCAAGUGAAUGAUCUGAUAGAAGAAAGCUGCUUUGCUCACAGUAGAGGAGAAUUUACUCUGGCUCUGGAUAAAGCAAAGGAGGCUGGACGGCAGGAGAGAAGACUAGGAUCGGUCAGAGAUCAACUCAGUAACAACGAACAGGUCAACCUUGACUUGACCUACUCGGUCUUGUUCAACUUAGCCAAUCAGUAUGAAGCUAAUGAGAUGUUUACAGAAGCCCUCACUACCUACCAAGUCAUUGUAAAGAAUAAGAUGUUCUCAAAUGCAGGUCGUUUGAAGGUGAACAUGGGUAACAUCUACUACAAGCAACGCAACUACCCCAAGGCUAUCAAGUAUUACCGUAUGGCCCUUGAUCAAGUCCCCAAUACACACAAGAGAUUGAAGAUGAAGAUAAUGCAGAACAUCGCCAACGUCUUUGUCAAGAUGGGCCAGUACUCCGACGCAGUCACAUCCCUAGAGCACAUCAUGGCUGAGAAGUCUGAUCACUCAACAGCGUUCCAUCUCAUCCUCUGUUACUACGCAACAGGAGACAGAGAUAAGAUGAAGAAGACCUUCCAGAGGCUCCUUGGAGUCGAGAUGAAUCUGGAGGACGAGGACAAAUACCUGCCACAUCCAGAUGACAAGCAUGCUAACAUGAUCCUAGAAGCAAUUAGGAAUGACGGUCUCAGGCAGGCUGAAAGGAAAAGGAAAGCUAGUAUGGAGAAAUGCGUCAUGGCUGCAGCCAAGCUGAUAGCGCCCUCUAUAGAGCAGAGUUUCUCCGCAGGGUAUGAUUGGUGUGUUGACUGUGUCAAGCAGUCCAACUACAUCGACCUUGCCAACGACCUUGAGAUCAACAAGGCCCUAAUGUACCUCAAGCAGAAGGAAUUCAAUCAGGCUGUAGAGGUUCUGAAGACGUUUGAGAAAAAGGAGUCCAAGUGCGCCGCCGUGGCCGCAGUCAACCUGUCCUUCAUCUACUUCCUACAAGGCGAUGUAGCUAUGGCUGAGAAGUACGCAGAGGUUGCGAUGACAGCAGAUAGAUACAAUCCUCCAGCCUUGGUGAAUAAAGGUAACUGUGUGUAUGUCCAGGGAGAUCUUGAGAAGGCCAAGGAAUGUUAUCAGGAAGCACUCAGAACAGAAGCGUCCUGCACAGAAGCUCUGUAUAAUCUAGGUCUCGUCAACAAGAAGCUUGGUCAUCUAGAGCCAGCGUUGGAUUGUUUCCUCAAACUCCAUGCCAUACUCAGAAACAACGCUCAAGUGAUAUUCCAGAUAGCAUCAAUCUAUGAGAUGUUAGAAGAUAUCCCUCAAGCCAGUGAAUGGUUCAUGCAGCUGAUAGGCAUCGUACCAACUGAUCCGGGUAUCCUCUCUAGAAUGGGAGAGCUCUAUGACAAUGAGGGCGACAAAUCACAAGCAUACCAGUACCAUUUUGAGUCAUUCCGUUAUUACCCGUCCAACAUUGAGAUCAUCGAGUGGUUAGGGGCGUACUUCAUCGACUCUCAGUUCGUGGAGAAGGCCAUUCAUUACUUUGAGAGGGCGGCGGUCAUCCAACCCAAUCAGGUCAAGUGGCAGCUGAUGAUUGCCAGCUGCCAUAGAAGAAGCGGAAACUAUCAGCAAGCCUUGGAAACCUACAAGAAGAUUCAUAAAAAGUUCCCUGAUAAUGUAGAAUGUUUGAAGUUCUUAGUACGUCUUUGCUCUGAUCUUGGACUGAAGGAUGCCCAAACAUACGCAACCAAGCUGAAGAAAGCAGAGAAAACUAAAGAACUCAGAGAACAGAGGGCCACCAGUGGUAACAGACGCGGUAGCGGUCGUGGUGUACGGCAAGGAAGCGCAGGUCAGUUAUUUCAUUGUACACAAAUGCAUCUUUCAUAAUCAUGUUUAUGAAUU
This is a messenger RNA of Lytechinus pictus (painted urchin), 2476 nucleotides long. Its product is annotated as intraflagellar transport protein 88 homolog. Gene Ontology annotation, biological process: non-motile cilium assembly; intraciliary transport. The record is from RefSeq and is a predicted model, not a curated record. The transcript has 23 exons. Gene Ontology annotation, molecular function: kinesin binding. The coding region runs from base 164 to 2461 and encodes 765 amino acids. Lineage: Eukaryota; Metazoa; Echinodermata; Echinoidea; Temnopleuroida; Toxopneustidae. Gene Ontology annotation, cellular component: ciliary basal body; centriole; non-motile cilium.